CACACACCCAACCGACUCCGUCGAAGGAAGAACAGUCAGGCACCCUCUCCAAGUCUCCUAAAAUGGCUCACUCUAAUCCGUGACUCUGUCAUCCUGGGAGGCUGUGAGGCUCAGAACUGUCGCAACAGGGAGCUUUCCCCCUGGCAGCUUCCUGUCACGGCGGCUCUGUGCAGCAGCUCCGCUAAGAGGCCGGGCCGCUCCUGCUCCAGCUCCGUGGGCCUGACCCGUGCCGCCUCCCUCCCCGAGCAGGACAACCUCCACAGGGAGCCCUUCCACAGCAGCCUCCAACAUAUCUCCUCCAGCUACAGGAGCCUCAAGGAGGACCGGGGCGAGGAGGACGGCGAUGGAGAGGGUGGAAGCGUCAGCAGCGGGAGGUGUGACUCCGGAUCAUCGCCAGAGGAGGCGUCAGAGGUCACCGCCUGUCGAAGACAUCAAGACCAGGCUGUAGUUAAAGGCACAUUACGGUCCCACAACUCCUUCCUCCUCAAUGAAGGCGUGGAUGAUGAGGAUGAAGACAGUGAAGGAGAUAACCUGCACAGGUAUCACGAGGACUAUUCUUUUGUGCUGCAGCUGCAUGGCAACUCUAACUGGGCCCUGAGGAGUGAUGGCAGGAGGACCGCCAAACCUUGCCAACCGUCCAGUCAACAGAACCAUGACACUCGAGGUGAAACUUUACGGAUGGACUUUGGGGAGCAGCCGAGAUCAGAGGACGUGGAAGACAACAUGCUCAAAUGUGCCGACGAGGGCUACUCCUUCAGCUACGGCGAGGGGAAAUGUUUCCCUGAUUCCUUCUCUGACGGCCAUGUAGAGAAUGUCACAGACUCCUCAUGCAACAGCUCUGAUGGGGUUCUUGUCAACUUCAGCGCCAUCUAUAACAAGAGCAACAACCCUGCCGACCCACACAACCUCCGCAGUCCUGCAGUACAGUCAUCCCGGCCAGCAGAUGGCUCUGUCUUCCUAAGACUGCACUCUUUCCCUCAGGAGCCCCAGGAGCCCCAGGAGCCUCAGGCCGCUGGCUCCAGUCAGUGGGGCAGAAAAACCUCCUCUCCUAUCGACAAGGCGCCUUCUUUCCCCGGCUCACCGCCGCACACACUGGACUCCAACUGUAACGUCUACCCCCCUGACACCCAGGGUCUGCUGUCCUCCCCGGAGGUGUCGGACAUCACUCGCGGCCCCCAAAGCCAGGCCAGGCUGCUGCCCACAGGGACCACCCAGAAAUACUACAAGCUGGUGACCUGUGACCUGUCCUCACAGUCCGCCUCGCCCAGCCCAGCCUGGUCCAGCACCACCAGCGUCACCUCAGAGGGCCACUACUUCCUGUUCAGUAAGGCCCGGGGAGAGACGGUUCAGACGGAACAACAGCAGGAACAAGGCUUGGACAAAGGGAGGAGAGCAACCCCACUACACCGUCCUUGCUCUAUGACCUGGGACUCCUCCUUUGCUGAGAUUGCCCACUGUAAGAGAAGUACAGACUGCUGCCAGAGCUCCAGCCACUCCCACACCUCACUGGACCUUUGUUCCAUCCAGGAGGCAGUUUCCCCGGGCAAGAAUAGCAGCCAUUGCCCCCGUCUCCCUAGUCCCAAACAAGGGAGUUGCACUGUUUCCCACUACCCUGCUGUGUCAACAGACUAUGACAUAGAGGAGGAAGAGGGGGCAUGUUCAUGGGCCCCUCCUGUGGUUCGCUACAGUAAAGCCCAGAGGCCCACCUCCCUUCCCAUUCAGCCCUUCGUCCUGCUUCCUACGGCAUGUAAACCCCAGAACCAGCCCCUGGGGUCCCUGCUGGACCAGUACAUCAUGAGCAAAAACACCAAGCCUGACUCCAGCACCCAGCUAGGGUCCAAGUGCAGAGGGAAAGCCAACAGACUCCUGACCCACUUGCGUCCCUCACCGCUGGGCAGCUAUGGGCCGAUCCUACUGGAGGGCCCCUCCAGCUCCGAGACCUGCUCCACCUGCACCCCCAGUCCAGAACGCUUUCAGUGCAGACGCAACUGGACACAAUACAGUCCAUACAGGCCCCCCGCUAGCCCUGAGAUCUCUUCAACCUGUCCAAAACAAGCACAACCAAGGGUGAAACAAUCUUGUGCUGAACAAACCCAGGGUAAUUCACACCAAGACCUGCUCUAUGCACAGCUAGACCAAACCAAAGCUGGCCCAGUUCAUGCCUAUGGUAGCCCAGACCCGUUUCAACACAAAGAUUCAAUCAAACGUAGCCAGGGCAUGGCUCAGAUCUGUCAAGACCUCCUUCGUCUGACCCCAGAGGAGAAGAGCUUGGUCCCGGUCCACCUGAACCGAAGCCCCCAGAACCCUGUCUCAUCCCGUGUAGCACCUCCUGCCGAUCACCUUGACCAGCCAGACCGGCUAGCAUCGUUCUGUACAGACCCAGCCUCACCUCCUCACAGGAGGACCACGCCCUCCCCUGUCCCAAUGGCUGGAUCUGCAUCGUCUCACUGUAGCCUGACUGUGGCUCUGUCGUCCGUGGCCCCUCUCUCCUCUCUGGGUGCCCUCCUUCAGCCCCUGAUGUCUUCCAGUGGGAAGCAGCGUCCACCCCAGCCCUGUGACUCCUUCAGCCUGAGUGACAGCAGGCCACCUGGAGAGUUCUGCUUGUCACCUGAAGCCUCCUACGAGUCCCUGUCCAUCAGCCACCUGCAGAGAAGAGGUCUGUUAAAAUCUGUGAGCUUGGCAGUGGAUUUGAUCAUGGCUCAUUUUGGCACCAGUCGAGAUCCCGGGGAAAAGAUACGUCUGGGGAACAGCUCUAGGAGUCCCACCAUAGUUGGGCUCGUCCUGGAGCACCUCUGUCCCACUAUCCAGAACAUUCUACAAGACGGCCUGAGGGACCACAGACUGGAUCUGAUCAUCGGUCAGCGACGCAACCAUGCCUGGAAUGUGGUAGAGGCCUCCACUCAGACAGGCCCUGCUACCCGAGUAUUACACAGCCUUUUGUCCAAGGUGAGGCAGUGCCAUCUGCUGGCCAGUAACUGUAUGAGACUACGGGCCUUCAUCAUGGGCCUGCUGAACCUGAGGGCCUUGGAAUUCUGGCUAAAUCACCUCUACAGCCAAAAAGACGUGGUGACAUCUCUCUACCAUUCUUGGGGUUUCCUGGCCAUGUCGCAGGGGCAGUGUCAGCCUCUCUUCCAGGAGCUUCUCCUCCUGCUGCAGCCACUCUCCAUGUUACCCUUUGACCUCAACCUGCUGCUGGAGCCCCGCCUUCUGCACAACAGACAGCUGUGCUCCGAGGAACAAGCACCACCCUGCUCCACCUUUCUUAUGACCAGUUGGCCAUUGUUGAGAGCAGACAGAGACAGACACCGGCCAUAUGGUUCCAUGGAUGGAGCCCGGGACAGCGACAGGCCAACAGGUGACCCACACUUCUUGGUACCUUUUCAGGGCUCAUCUCCGGGGUCAAAGGCCAUCAUUCAGGAGAAUAGGGCGAGGACUGUAGGCGGGUCUAGCAGUAGCCAGUGGCCCUCCACCAGUCCAGGGUGGUGGCAGGGACAGCCUGCGUAUACAGAGGCGGUGGUGGAGGGGGUGGAAUGUGGCACGAAUGACCUGGAAGUGGUCCACGCUGAGGGGAAGAGAGGAGAGGAGAGUGCAUCUGAGGGCAGCAGCAUGGGAAGGGGGUCGGAAACUAUCAGGGCGACAGCGGACCCCCAGAUUGAGAGCCCCUCCCAUGGUCGGCUACGCUGGGCAAAGCUGUUUGGAUCAGGAGGGGACCCCCCCGCCAGGACACAGACAGCAUCCCAGAAUCUCAAUGGGACGCGAACCCAGAAAAGGAGACCUUCACAGUGGCUGCAUUUGGACAGGUCUCAGCUGGGCAUGUUGGCCCACAAAGUGUGGUCAGGGAACCUCCCGGCUCCACAUCCUACCGUGAAACACCCACCAUAGAACCGGGCCAUAGAUGAGUGAAGACGGUUAGGAUGGAGAAGGGAUACACUAACCAAAACCUGCAUGAUCCUGAGCCAGUGAUAUACUGCUAAAACACACAGCGUUAAGAAAAAAAAACCUUCGAACCCUGCUGAUGCAGUAUAUCAUUGUCAGGCAAUAACCCCCCCCUAUCCGCUGUGUACUAUGAUAUCCUCCAAUGUUCACGUGCCACGAAUUGGGAUACGUGCAGUGGUUUCUCCCUGUGGGCAGACAGCCUGCCUCUGGGUGAAAUCCCGGUUUCCCCCGGAGAAAACCAGUCGGUGUUUAAUGGUGCAGCAUGUUAACCGCACAUACUGUACAGUGGCAUCCUCUUAUCCUACACUGUCACUCUGUCCCCUUUCCAGCCACUGGAGUGUCUGCGCUAAUGCAAUGAAAACGAUUCCAAUGGACAAUCAUAUUUUGCCAUGCUUACUAGAGCCAAGUGCAGCCCUUCUGUAGCAGCAAAUCUUUCUGAAGGAGGUUAACCUGGCAUUCAACUAGGCACGUCGGUGUGUGUUUGUGAGGUAAUCCUGACAGUAACGUGGUUGAAGAUUUCAGUGCAUGUGUGAAGAAAAUAUAUCUUACAGGAGUUAUUAGGUGCUAUUUUAGGCCUGCUGCUGUGUGGGGUACUAAAAUGGCCUAUCUUGUUUUUUAAUGAAAGAGAAGUAGAGUUUAGUAGAUAUUUAGGUAAUGAAUUCUAGAUUUGUGGAACCUUUAGGCUCCUAUUGGAGUAUGUUUUUUGCACAUUUAAAAGCUAUCAUGUCGUGAUUCAUGUGUACACUGUUUUGAUAACUAGAACUACUAAUCUAAAAAGAAAAACAGAUGCCAAGUCUGAAUUUGAGUGACAGGAAUGACUAGGUUAUUAUGACUUCUGCAAUAAUGUGAAUAUGAGUUAAAUAUAACCCCACGUCAUCUUUCCCUCCCAAACUGACUGUUCUUUCCUUACACCCGAGAGUGCAUCCUCUGAAUGUAGGUUCCCUGUGACAAUCAACCUUUGUGAAUAAAGCUAACUUUUUCAAUUUA
Esox lucius (northern pike) is the source of this 4923-nucleotide messenger RNA. RefSeq names its product iporin. Gene Ontology annotation, cellular component: cytoplasmic vesicle. NCBI's taxonomy places the organism in Eukaryota, Metazoa, Chordata, Actinopteri, Esociformes, Esocidae. The transcript is spliced from 10 exons. The record is from RefSeq and is a predicted model, not a curated record. Bases 679 to 3882 code for a protein of 1067 amino acids.